Messenger RNA from Geodia barretti, 933 nucleotides. NCBI's taxonomy places the organism in Eukaryota, Metazoa, Porifera, Demospongiae, Tetractinellida, Geodiidae. The record is from the annotation of a GenBank genome assembly.
AUGCUCAAUCAGGAUGAAGCUACAUCCACCUGGGCCGACAUAAAAUCGUUUAUUGGGGAUCGGGAUGGCGAGAUUACCGCCGAACAAAUUUGGGGAACCAGGCGCCUUGCCUACCCAAUCCGAAAAGGGAGUUUCAACUUCCUGGAAGGAGCAUAUUACCUCAGUUCAUUCGCAGUAGAGAACGCGUUCAAUAAAGAGUUGGAGACCUAUUUGCGUCUGGAUGAACGAGUAUUGCGUUCGUUGGUAAUCCGAUGCGAUGGCCCGCUGGAAGAUCGACCGGCGCCCGGCCAACUGACGGCUCCGUCCCGCUACAUCCCGCCGGGCCGGGGACGCAGGCCUGAUGGCGGUGGCCCAAUCCCCGAAGCGCCGGGAGGCUCGCCCGACCGAAGACCUGAACCGGCGUUCGCUCCUCCUGUAGCGGCCUCACCGGCGGUUGCCGAACCGGCUGCCGCUCCCGAUGGGUCGGCCCCGCUGAGCGCCGAACCGGCGUCCGCUCCUCUCGUGGCCGCCUCACCGCUUGUCGCUCCCGAUGGGUCGGCCCCGCUGAGCGCCGAACCGGCGUCCGCUCCUCCCGUGGCCGCUUCACCGCUUGUCGCACCCGAAGGGAUGGCCCCGCUGAGCGCUGAACCCACUGCAGAUGCCGGCGCCGAACCGCCUGCCGCUCCUGAUGCGCCGGCCGCUCCUCCUGUGGCCACCGAACCGCCUGCCGCACCCGAUGCGCCAGCCCCGCCGAGCGCCGAACCGCCUGCAGAUGCCGGCGCCGAGCCGACGACCGCAGUAACACCUGAACCGGCUCCGGUGGUUGACACUGAGCCAGCGCCCGCUCCUCAACCGGAGGCAGUUGUCGAAACGCCUCCGGAUGCGGUGGUAGAUGCUGCGGAACCGCCGUCCUCGGAACCAGCGGCCGAAUCCGACACCGACGCCCAGGCGUAG